This is a messenger RNA of Trichogramma pretiosum, 1269 nucleotides long. RefSeq lists its product as uncharacterized. Lineage: Eukaryota; Metazoa; Arthropoda; Insecta; Hymenoptera; Trichogrammatidae. The coding region runs from base 556 to 1119 and encodes 187 amino acids. The transcript has 3 exons. The record is from RefSeq and is a predicted model, not a curated record.
GUAAAAUAAUUUUUUUAUUUGGUUAUGUCUUUCCACAGUCCGAAUAUCUUAGAGGAACUAGCUUCUACGAGGAGAAUUUCCAAUCACCAAUGAGUAGUUGUUCACGGUGAUAUUUGUUUUUGUUUCAACGCGUCGACUUGUGCGAGCUUUGACACCACUGCUUGGACGUCUAUACAUGCAGAGACGUAUGUUUUUGAACAGAUGAAUCCGAACGUAUUCCAUAACGAUGAGAAAUAUCGCGCGUGGGUGUAUGUGUGUGCGUGUAUAAUGUUUAAAUACGGCUAUACUGCGAUCCAGUGCUUUCUCAUAACCUCGAAACUGCUCGACGGUCUUUAACCAAUGUUUUCAAAUCCAACUGCUAAAAAAUAUAUUUCUGCAGGUGAACUCGUUUCUGUUGUCUUUACGGAACUAGUCUCCCUGAGGCAAGGGUAAACUUCUAUCCCCGUGUGUAGUACAGCAUAGGUUUUUAACCUAAUACUUACUCCUCAACUCACCAAUUGUUUUGAUACUUUGUAAUCGUUGCUUCUCUGCGUAAAAUCAUAUUUUCCAAUCAAAAUGCCAAAGGGCAUUGCUUCAAGGAUUCUUGAUACUCCUCGUAAAUAUCAAGAUCUCAUUUCAUACUCAAAAAAAAUGAAUUUGAAUAUCGAGGGAAUAUCCGCAGCUCAAUUUCGGGGCAUUCAUCGUCACCUUUUUCGUGAACCAACAACAACCGCAGAAGUGGUACAAUUACGGAGUUUUAUAAGAAGUCAUCAAAAAGAGAUUCAUUCGCAUAUAAGCUCCAAAAAUGAGAUCGUUUUAAUGCGUCAGCAAAAAGAGGCUAUCAAGGAAGUCUUUCGAAUUAUGGAUGCAAUAAGAUCAAAAAAAUUAUGUAAAAAAGCUUUUCACACCUCCUUGCUGCUCGACAUCUACAGCAAAGUUUGGACUGAUAAGCCAAAAAAAAGAAGACUAGCAAAAAUAAAAAAAUUGCUCCAAAGUUAUUUCAAGGCCCAGGAAAACGGCGACGCGGAUUUCCAGCCUACGAUAUGCAUAGGAUUUGUGCUAGUUAAAGAUGAAUUACACUUUCAAAAUGAUUCUGUGCUCGGUCUUGACGUGGAUGAAAACAUUACUGAUUUCGAAUGAGUGUUCCUCAAUGGGAGAUAAAAAAAGAAAAAAAAGAAGCCCUAGAAGUAAUAGCUUAAGAAUUGUAAUCAAUAAGCUACGUUAAAAAGCAACUAUCAACUUGUCAAAAAAUACUUGAUAUGUUCCGUGAUAUAAGGUAAAAAGCUAAUU